UUCAAACCAACCAACCUACCUCUCUCUCUCUCUCACUCAUCUUUUCCCCUUAUUCUUCCCCUUCCCCCCCGAUCUCUCCCGCACUCCUGCACACGCGCACACACACAAAAACGCCGUCGCAAAGCUUCUUUUCCUCGACCCCUCUCUUUUGAGCUUGCUCGAACCUAGCCAUCGGGUCUAGAACGACUCAGGAACCACUGCCGGGAGAGAAGCGCAAUCCCGAUCGGAACUCUUAUCACUGCAUUUUUACUCAAGUCUCUCAAAUCCCAUAUCCCGCAUCCCGACACGAUACUUAGGUCAAGGUGAUUGGAGGUACACAAUGACACAACAGGCCGACGUCGCCGCCGCGGCCCCUCCCGCCACCACGGCUCAGUCCCCAUCCCCGUCUCCUCGCGACCGCAUCAUAGCGCACAUGAACAGCGACCACCAGCGGGAGCUCUCCCUCUACCUGCGCCAUUACGCCGGUCUCGGCCACUCCGCCGCCGCCACGCCGUGGCUCAAGGACGUGACUCUCGAGGGCAUGAACAUCGCCGCCGGCGGGCUCGGCGGCAAGGAGUACCACGUCGCCUUCGACCCGGCCCUUGACUCCUGGGCCGACGUGCGCCCCGCCGUUGUCGAGAUGGCGCGCGUCUCGCGCCGGGCGCUGGGGCUCAGCGACGUUGCCGUUACCCACUUUGCGCCGCCGCAAGGCUUUGACGUCGUCGUCUUCGGCUCCGUUGCCUUUUACUUUGUCUGCUGGCUCACGCUGGGGUUCGUGCUGCCCGGCACCCCCAUCUGGUCCUUCCUCCAGGCCGUGUUCCCUGGUGGGCCUAGGUGCUACCGAUGGCUGGUCAAGGCCAUCUUCCUGCCCGUGCUGGCCAUUCAUCUGACCGAGUGCUACUGGUUCCACCGGACGAGGCUCCAGAGGCAUGGCAUCGAGGCCGGCACGGGUCUCUGGUGGACGUGGAUCGGGAGCUUGUUCUUCGAGGGGGUGUGCGGCUUUAUGAGGUUCGACGCCAUUGUCGCCGCCAAGAAGAAGGAGAACGAGGGGAAGAGCCACUAGGUCUUUAGCGCUGGGAGAGGAGGAAUCGAGGCUUCCCCUGAAGGCGAGCAGGACCAUUCAGCCGCCCACGGACGACACAUUAAGACGAGAGACACUGUCGUCGACAACCGGAAUCGAUUCGGGUGGUGAUCCAGCGGCAGCUACCCUUCGCAAUCACUACGAGUGUGUCUCGGAGGUACUAGCCCCGUGCAAAAACCCUGGGUUGUUUGGUGUCCAUCUCCUCGGAGGCUCGCAAACCAAGCUUUUGGCCGAGGGAAGGGGCGGAGUCGAGCAUCUGACUGCCAGCCAAGAAGACAAACCGGCGGGGGAGGCUCGAGACUUUCGUUGGUCAGUGUCACCGAACUUUCUGAAAGACAGUCGAGGGCCACGGCUACGAGUGUAAUGUUAAUUGAGGUCGGUGUUUAGUGAGGCCAAAAGCACGUACCUCAUCAGCAAAAAGGAGUUGGUUGCAUCAGCAGCGAGUGUCCUUCUUUUCCACAAUC
Messenger RNA from Colletotrichum destructivum, 1524 nucleotides. Its product is annotated as Putative hem oxygenase HugZ-like superfamily. The record is from RefSeq and is a predicted model, not a curated record. The transcript has a single exon. The coding region runs from base 320 to 1042 and encodes 240 amino acids. NCBI's taxonomy places the organism in Eukaryota, Fungi, Ascomycota, Sordariomycetes, Glomerellales, Glomerellaceae.